This is a messenger RNA of Alternaria alternata, 959 nucleotides long. RefSeq lists its product as hypothetical. The record is from RefSeq and is a predicted model, not a curated record. Bases 208 to 684 code for a protein of 158 amino acids. Lineage: Eukaryota; Fungi; Ascomycota; Dothideomycetes; Pleosporales; Pleosporaceae. The transcript has 2 exons.
UCGCCACUCAUUAACGUGCCUUAUCUUCUUGCUACAUACUUACGCGUGUGCUUGUCCUUCCUUUCUUCAUUCAUUUUUCGCUACUUUCGAGAAGAGCGCUGGUACCUAGUAGCUAGACUACACCGAUUCAGCUUUGACAGCUACACAUUUCGAUCCGACCGAGCACCUUUACGUCAGUCCGGACUUCGUUCCUUUACCACUUCAAAAAUGCGCUCCUUCAUUGUUAUGGCCAUCGUGGCACUGUUCGCUCUUGCUUCCGCCAUGCCAAUUUCACCAUCAGCACCACGUCUUCAGAAACGGGCUGAGCAAUUCCGGCUGCAAGGACUAAGGGAGUUUGAGAUCGCCGAGAAGCUAUCAUCCUCUGCAUCAUCUGAAGUCGACCCAUGGCGCGUUCGAUUGAACAACAAAUUCCACGCUCUCUUCGAUCCCACAUCAACAGACGAUGAGGAAGACGCCUUUGUUGACGAGUCUGAAGACUUCUCUGGCGACGUAGCACCAGGAUCCUUGGAAUCACCGCAAACUCUUCCCAAGGCUUCAGAGGAAGACAGCUUCUUUGACAAGCUAUGUGCAAUGUUCCACCGAGCGGAAAGCAGCUUCGGAUACGAAGGCAAGGAGCUUGAGAUGCGUCGGCCUGAGGGCAUCAGGGACUGGAAGCGAUCAUAUGGAGGGUUCCGACGACGAUAGAGUUCAAUAUAAAUGUUGUUUCGUGUUCUACCUAAUGCCAUAACUACAGCCAAAUAAGUUCAAGGGGAUGGUAUAUUCCUGGAUGAAUCAUAGUGAUGGCGAAGACUGCUGCCUACCCGCCCUAGGUAUGUCUACGCCCGCUGAGUAAAGUAAUUGCCCAAUGACGAUGCCGCCAACGCCUCGUACCCAAAAUAUAUGUCGACAAUCAGACACCCAUUGUGAAAUCGUGCUCUAUACCUGGCGUUACACUAUGAGAUUGUUAGCUGAUAUGCCCU